This is a messenger RNA of Emiliania huxleyi CCMP1516, 402 nucleotides long. RefSeq lists its product as hypothetical. Lineage: Eukaryota; Haptophyta; Isochrysidales; Noelaerhabdaceae. The transcript has 2 exons. The annotation marks the transcript as partial. The record is from RefSeq and is a predicted model, not a curated record.
CGCGGCGAUUGCCUGGAACGCGCGUGGGCGCUCAACCCCGAGCUCGUGUCACCUGCGUCCUCGACGGCCGUGAGCAAUCCCGUCGGCACGCAGAUCGCCGCCCUCUCGGAUGGCAUCGGCAACGGCGGGGCGAUCCUCUUCACGGUCGGCGACGGCACCACCAACGCGGCCGUCGAUGAGCUGGUACGGACCUUACCACCAAAUGUCGUGCGGAGAGCCAUCGUGCCGGCCACAUUUGACUUAGACCGGGGAACUCGCGCCGAGUACCCGCGCCCUGAGCCAGCCGGGACCACCUACCUCGAGAUGACGCUGCGGAAGCUGAGCGCCACCGGGCCGAUGGGCGUGUGCCCCGGAGGGGACGAGCGUUACAACAAGGUGGUGUCCUCUGUGUGCGGUAGUUGA